AUGCCUGUUGUCAUGCUGGGCAUCUGUUCGGCCUUCCAGGAGAACCUCUCCUGCACCGCAGCCGAGCUUGUUUACGGGAAGAUACUGCGUCUUCCUGGUCGCCGCCCCUCCAAAGUCUUCCUGCACCCCGACCUCAACAAGAGCACUCACGUGUUCCUGCGUCAUGAUGCUAUGCGGAAACCGCUCUCGCCACACUACAAUGGUCCCUACCGUGUUCUCUCCCGCAACCGCAAGACUUUCGCCAUCGACAUCGCGGGCCAGCGCAUUGUCGUCUCGGUAGACCGCGUCAAGCCGGCCUAUCUCUUGAAGCCGGCGUCCCCGUUCCCCCACUCGCCCUUGUCGAGGAUUCUUCCGAAGCCUCGUCGCAAAGUUACUUGGGCAACUCCGCUUCGUGUCCACAACUCCAGGUCGCCUCCUCUCUGA
Messenger RNA from Ornithodoros turicata, 423 nucleotides. RefSeq lists its product as uncharacterized. The coding region runs from base 1 to 423 and encodes 140 amino acids. Lineage: Eukaryota; Metazoa; Arthropoda; Arachnida; Ixodida; Argasidae. The transcript has 2 exons. The record is from RefSeq and is a predicted model, not a curated record.